AUUACCUUUCCUCUCUCAUUGCCAUCUUGCUCACUCCAUCUUCAGCCUCAUCCCCGCAUCUCUUUUCUUUCUCAUUUCUUAUCGCUUUCACAUUACCCUGACAACACCUAUUUCAACUUUUUUUUUACUCAAUUGCUCCUACUUUUACUUUUCUUUCUUUCUUCCCCCUUCCUUAUCUAUCAUAAACAACAUUUGUCUUUGUCACAACUCGAGUUUAAAUAAUCCGACACAAAAUACAACUUAUUACUUCACCAACAGAACCGACCGAUGUUGCGGCUGGCAAAAUCUUUUCAAUUCUUCCAUAACACUCCUGAGGAUGUUGUUGCGCAAUCCUUCCUUGCACAACCCAAUGGAUUCACAGUGACAACGCCCACUAGACACUGUAUCGACAACUACUAUGGUCCCGGUACUGUCUUUCAGGGCCAGUUGAACCUUCAGCUUGCAAAGCCUAUCCACGGACCCUGUCGGUUGCGUGUUGUCUUUGCUUGUUUGCAUACUAUGCCUCCACCUGAACAUAUCCAUCAUCCACCAACUGCUCAACCACAAUCAGGCCGGUCGUCCUCGACAGAAGAGAGAGGGCGUGCCAGUUCGGAUUCUUCUUCACAGGGCCAAAAGUCCAUUGGUUCAUCCCAUCACCACCCUCCACAACAAUAUAGCAUCUUUGAAAUUGAUCAUGUAUUCGUUGAGGACGAGCCCCUCCAUGUGAAACGACAUGCCUUUUUGUUCAAUAUCAAAUUCCCAAAAGUUAAUAUGCCUGCUUCUAUGGUGGAUGGGGAGCGCUCUGUCAUCUACGCUCUACGCGGGGAGCUCACUUUUCAGACCACGCCUGGUGUCGAGCAUACACAGACCACACUCUCAUCUCCUGCUAUCCAUCUCAAGUAUCUUCCGAUUGUGCCAACCUCAAUUCCUCACUUUCCUGUGAUUGAGAUGGCACAAGUCAUGGACCCGUACACCAAUCGACCAUUGUUCAAGGCAUCGCUUGAAAGCCCACAGCGUGGUGUUUGUCCAGGCGAAGAGCUUCCUUUGAUACUCACCAUCACCAACUCAUCCGAAACAGACCUGCACUCUAUUCAUUUGACUCUUGCUCGUGUUAUCUCCUAUCCAACUACAUCCACACCAUCUUCACCUUCAUCAGCUACAUCACCCAUAACAUCUAUCAACUCUGCAUUUACUACAGAUCCCACCACUGUGCACUCUGUAACGAUACCUAUCACCAAAACAUCCAAUAGGAACUCUACUUGGAUGGAAGCAAUUCAAUUCAAGGUACCAUCUACCCUAGGACUCAUCCCCACUACAAACAAGGUGAUCACGCCUCUCUACAAAGUAGAUUACUACCUCUCUGUCUCAAUACCACUUGCGAUCCGUGGAUCGGGCCUCGCUAGCUGGUUCACUCCCACAGUCAAGAGCCCUCCUCCUGUUGACAUUUCAUUGGUUCGCAGCGCAAAUGGAAUUACAGGAUCCGAACCAACUAACACAGAAAAUGAAUCAUCCUUUACCAAUGGCACUAAUACAUCGCGAACUGGUUCGCGCAAGAAUUCUGUCGAUAAGCUCAUCAAAGUUAAUUUACAUAUGGACAGGAUCUCAACCCUUAGCUCGACCAUGAAAUGGCCAACCUUGGUUCAGUUACCACUCAUUCCGGUGAUUGUUGGAACUGUCCCCUACAAUAUAACUGAAAAGCAGCUACGUUGGCCUAUACCCAAUUACUUGGACGUCACGGAUCGACCUUGCUUUAUUCGUGAUCGAUUUGAAGAGGAAAUGAUGCAGCAUCUCGAAAGUCUUGAGACGCUAAUUGUAGAAGAAGACGAUCAAGAAGACAUUGAAGAAAUUAUUCAGGCAGCCCGAAAAUCGGCUUCCUCUGAUGAAAGUGACGAGGAAGGCCAAAGAGCAAGGUCAAAGAUUCCUGAACGCUUCAGAGAUAAGACAGGUACAGGGAACUCAAGACGUGGGGCACAUGCUUCUGGGCUCGGUACACCACCACCAUCACCACCUUCGGCCACGGCCAUGAUUGACGGACGUCCUGGAGUACAUACACUGCCCCGAGUAGGACCACGCCGGUCGAUGAGCCCGAAAGCUGGUGGAUUGACCAAGGAGCUAUUACUGGAGAUGCAUCACUCAAAAAUUCAACAGAGUAUCCACGCAGGACUUCAGGAUAUUUAGAGAGAUAGCU
Lobosporangium transversale is the source of this 2167-nucleotide messenger RNA. RefSeq lists its product as hypothetical. The coding region runs from base 268 to 2157 and encodes 629 amino acids. The transcript has 3 exons. The record is from RefSeq and is a predicted model, not a curated record. NCBI's taxonomy places the organism in Eukaryota, Fungi, Mortierellomycota, Mortierellomycetes, Mortierellales, Mortierellaceae.